AUGCUUCGUGCCGCGGCCCAAGUGGGAGGUGGGGACCCGGACGAGGUAGUCAGUCAGUGGGGGGCGGCUCAUCCCAUCGGGCGCGUCGGCACCGGGCAGGAUAUCGCGAAUGCCGUGCUCUUCCUCUCCAGCGAGAAGGCCAGUUUCAUGACAGGUGAGCACGUCAACGUCGACGGCGGAUACAUGGCGCUCGGCGCGUGGGCAACGGCCGCUACGGACUGA
Messenger RNA from Geodia barretti, 222 nucleotides. The record is from the annotation of a GenBank genome assembly. Lineage: Eukaryota; Metazoa; Porifera; Demospongiae; Tetractinellida; Geodiidae.